AUGCUUCACCUCUUACGGGGUGUGCGCGUGCUUCAGAACACUUUCCCAAUAACUUUCAGAAAAUUCUCAACCAAUAACAAUGUUUCAGACCUGUCGAAAAUUCGCAAUAUCGGUAUCUCUGCUCACAUUGACAGUGGGAAGACUACACUUUCAGAAAGAAUUCUUUUUUACACUAACAGGAUAAAUGAGAUGCACGAAGUUAAAGGAAAAGAUGGAGUUGGUGCUAUAAUGGACUCAAUGGAACUCGAAAGACUUCGUGGGAUAACAAUUCAAUCUGCUUCAACUUUCACAACAUGGAAAGAUUGCACUAUCAAUCUGAUUGAUACACCUGGUCAUGUAGAUUUUACAGUUGAAGUUGAAAGAGCCCUUCGUGUUCUUGAUGGUGCAGUUCUAGUAUUGUGUGCUGUUGGUGGAGUUCAAUGUCAAACAAUUACAGUAACUAGACAAAUGGAUCGUUAUAAUAUACCUAGAAUUGCAUUUAUUAACAAACUUGAUCGUCAAGGUGCAGAUCAUGUUCGAGUUCUUAAUCAAAUAAGAUCGAAGCUUAAACUCAAUUCAGCUUUUAUUAAUAUACCUAUAAGUGACGAUUCAAAAAGUACAGGAAUAAUUGAUUUAAUCAAUGAGACAAUUGUUUAUUUUGAUGAACCAUUUGGAUUAACUGUACGACAAGAUGCUAUUCCAUCUUCCAUGUUAGCAGAGACUAAAGAACGUCGUGCUGAAUUUAUUGAAUGUCUAGCUGAUGCUGAUGAAGAGAUUGCUGAAUCAUUUCUAAAUGAAAAAUCAUUAACUCAAGCUGAAUUAAAAGCUGGCUUACAUAGAGCCACCAUUUCAAGACGAUUUGUUCCAGUUCUGGUUGGUUCAGCAUUACGUAAUCGUGGUGUACAACUACUGCUUGAUGCAAUUGUGGAUUAUUUACCUAAUCCUGGUGAAGUGAACUAUUAUGCUUUGAAUGAAAGCUCAGGUGAAACUGUUAAAGUCCCAUUAAAACCUGAACGAACCAGUGAUAAUCCAUUUCUGGGGUUGGCUUUCAAACUGGAAGCUAGUAAAUUUGGUCAGUUAACUUAUAUGCGUAUCUAUCAAGGUUGUUUACGUCGUGGUGAUUCAGUGAAAAAUUCACGUACCGGUCGUCGUAUUCGUGUUCCACGACUUGGACGAUUAAAUGUUACUGAAUUGGAAGAUUUAGAAGCUGUCUACGCUGGUGAUAUUGCUGCAUUUUUUGGUGUUGAUUGUGCAUCAGGGGAUACAAUGAUUGAUGUCAAUAUGAAAGAACCAUUAGCUAUGGUGUUAGGAAGUGACCUCAAGGAAGAACUGUCACGCGAACCAAUAAUGUCUGGUUGGGGCUAG
Molecule: messenger RNA, 1344 nt
Organism: Schistosoma turkestanicum
Lineage: Eukaryota; Metazoa; Platyhelminthes; Trematoda; Strigeidida; Schistosomatidae
Source: the annotation of a GenBank genome assembly